GCCUCGGCUGCAUGCGCAUCCCACCAACAGCAGGCACAGCAUGGCAUACAGUGCGAAGAUAGGUCCGUCCAUCCUGAGCAGCGACCUGUCCUGUUUGGGCAGCGAGUGCGUCCGGAUGAUGGAGUGCGGGGCAGACUAUCUGCACCUGGACGUCAUGGACGGGAACAGCUUAACUUUGCACCAUUGGGAGAUUACUCAACAAGCUGUUAUUGCUUACCUUUAAAGGCACUUUGUCCCCAACAUCACAUUCGGCCACCCCAUGGUGGAGUGUCUGAGGAAAACUGUAGGCCAGGAUCCUUUUUUCGACAUGCACAUGAUGGUGUCCCGGCCGGAGCAAUGGGUGAAGCCCAUGGCUGCAGCUGGAGCCAGCCAGUACACCUUCCAUGUGGAGGCCACCACCAACCCUGGAAACCUCAUCAAGGAGAUAAGGGAGAGCGGCAUGAAAGUGGGAUUGGCCAUAAAGCCUGGUACUACGGUGGAAGAGCUGGCACCUUGGGCCAAUCAGGUCGACAUGGCUCUGGUCAUGACAGUAGAACCUGGAUUUGGAGGACAGAAGUUCAUGGAAGACAUGAUGCCCAAGGUGAGCUGGCUGCGGAGUCAGUUUCCCUCCUUAGACAUUGAAGUAGACGGAGGCGUCGGCCCUGACACUAUUCACAAAUGUGCAGAGGCUGGAGCUAACAUGAUUGUGUCGGGUAGCGCUGUGAUAGGCAGCGACGACCCUCGCUCUGUCAUCGCGCUCCUGCGCACAGCGGUGGCCGAGGCAAUCCAGAAGCGCUCCCUAGACCGCUGAAGCAUCGUGUUCCUGGGAGUCCACCCGCAGGGACGGUCCACCCGCCCCUCAUAACACCAACAAGCCGCAGCAGCUGCAGGAAAUGACUCAACAUUGGACAUUUGUGGGGAGAAAUGGAGGUCGAGGGGUCACGGUCAAAGAAAGGGGCUUCUUUUUUUUUUUUUUUUUUUUUUUUUUUUUUUUUGCCAACACCCUUCACACAAUUGGUGUGAUGUGAUUGAAACUGUGUCGCACCUGUUUUAACUUCUCCUGCCAGAAGUCUGUCAACUCAAACUCAGCCCCAUCUCGGCGCAGGAACUGCUCCAGGACCGGAGCUAAAGUUCACGCCAAUAAACUCUGUAAGCAUUCCAGAGCUCCGUCUUAAACAAAAAUGGCCCAUGAAGCAGUUUUAUUAUGCCUUCACCUUAAGCGUCUGUUCCAACUGAAAUAAUGUUUUAAAGAUUCCCAUAAAGGACAAAGGUUCGUUUACUGUCCUGGUUGAAAUCACAAGGUACAGAAUGUACUACUGAAAAAUGCAUCCUACAAAACUGUAAUCCUGAAGAUUUGUUUUGCAGAUUAAAACUAUCAAAAGUUUA
Molecule: messenger RNA, 1365 nt
Organism: Xiphophorus couchianus (Monterrey platyfish)
Lineage: Eukaryota; Metazoa; Chordata; Actinopteri; Cyprinodontiformes; Poeciliidae
Gene: rpe
Product: ribulose-5-phosphate-3-epimerase
Exons: 6
Coding region: 260-790 (176 amino acids)
Biological process (GO): carbohydrate metabolic process; pentose-phosphate shunt
Molecular function (GO): D-ribulose-phosphate 3-epimerase activity
Source: RefSeq, a predicted model, not a curated record